Molecule: messenger RNA, 576 nt
Organism: Lutzomyia longipalpis
Lineage: Eukaryota; Metazoa; Arthropoda; Insecta; Diptera; Psychodidae
Product: UPF0547 protein C16orf87 homolog
Exons: 2
Coding region: 85-510 (141 amino acids)
Source: RefSeq, a predicted model, not a curated record
ACUUCAGUCGUAUUUAUAUUUUAGUGCAAAAAGGAAGACGGAGAAUAAUAAAAUUCCCUAAAUCCCCAGAAACACAAGAGUAACAUGAUCAAAAAAGCCUGCCCUGCGUGUAAAUCCCAAGUAGCUGUUGCGUGCAAAAGUUGCAAAUGUGGACAUUCAUUUUUCAAUGCACGAGCACGAAAGAAUUCCCAAAAGGUCGAAGUUGAUGGGGCAAAGAGGCGAACGGGGCGCGUCCGGAGGGAGAAACCCCAAUUCUAUGAUCCGUCCAAAUUUGAGAAUAAACGGAAGCGGAAUAAAAGGAAAAAUAGUGCAAAGUAUCCAAUUGAGUCAAAUGGAAAGUCCACAAGGGCAGGGACACGUCUCAGAGGUCCCCGAGGGAGGACAAAGAAAAUUCAGGAAGAGACUGGAGGCAGCAAAAUUGCAGAGCUAUCAGAGGAGAAGCAGAAAGUCGCAUCGAUCAUUUUGGCGGAAAUAAAUCAAAAACUCGGGUCUGUCGUGUGGAAUCCAUAGUGAUUUUAAUUAAAAAGAGAAGAUAUAUAAACAUUUCUUAUCAAAUAAAAUGAUAGUAAAAGGCAA